Messenger RNA from Toxotes jaculatrix (banded archerfish), 9034 nucleotides. RefSeq names its product CREB3 regulatory factor-like. The record is from RefSeq and is a predicted model, not a curated record. Gene Ontology annotation, biological process: regulation of transcription by RNA polymerase II; response to unfolded protein. The transcript is spliced from 11 exons. Gene Ontology annotation, molecular function: RNA polymerase II transcription regulatory region sequence-specific DNA binding; DNA-binding transcription factor activity, RNA polymerase II-specific. The coding region runs from base 694 to 2322 and encodes 542 amino acids. Gene Ontology annotation, cellular component: nucleus. Lineage: Eukaryota; Metazoa; Chordata; Actinopteri; Toxotidae.
CACCUUUUACGGUCCGCUGAACCCUGAAAGCCACUGCGUAAACAACAACAACAACAAGAAUAACAACAAGAAUAACAACACUGGUAACACAACAACAACAACAACAACUAAGAGGACCUCAGCCUAUACAACACAUCCAGCCGCGCGGAUCCACACCCUCCAUGUCUCUGUGUGUGCUUGUGUCUCCUCCUGUGUCUGUAAAAGUGUUUUGAACCCGCGGCGCCGGCGGAGAAAGUGUCCUCCCGUGUUGUUUUGAAAGCCCUGCGGACGACACCAUGUCAAACGCGGAGGGGUCCGCGCUGCAAGCCCGUUAAACUUUAUUAAUAAAGGAAUUAGCUUCAGGGAAGAGAUGGCUGCUUUUAUUCUCCCACCCUCUCAUCUCCAGAACGGUUGAACGGGAUUUCUGGGCUGAGCGGCCGCCGCUGUUGUCCAUGCGGGCUCCUCUCCUCCUCUCCGUGGAUGGUGCGUAAUAAUAUCAUCUGGAGAGGCCGAGGCCGACAUUUUACCCCGGUCCGGAGGAGCCUUAACUCCGAGGGGACAUCCGAGGACACGCGAUAAGGCUGGGAGGCUGAGAGCUGCAGGGCUGCGACAUGUGAAAAGAGCCUGACCCCUUGACCCUCACAACUCUCAACCUUAGCAGAACUCACUUGAACUGACGUUGUGACUGCGACCUGACACCCUCCUGCCUCGGGCAUGCCUCAGCCGGGUAUGAAUGGGAUGGAGCCUGCGUUUGGCGAGGCCUACGGAGGACACAGGGGUCUGCUGAGCCCCUACCCCCUGGCCAUGUCACCACAAGGGGGCAGGACUGAGUACGACCAGAGCGUGCUCCUCAUGCUGGGCUCCCCGGCAUCGCCAAGGAAACGGCCCUUUGAGUUGCUAAGCGACCUGGUGGACGACGGUGGCUUCGGUGAGGACCUGCACCCAGAGCGCUGGGACGUGUCUGCGCUGGACGAGAUGGCUCGCUACACGAAGCUGGGCCUCGGGGUGGGAGGGGAGCUGCUGGCCUGCUCCGAGGAGGCCGUCCUGAUUGGCCGCUGGGGGAGGAGCCGGGAGGAGCAGGAGGAGGAAGAGGAGGAAGAGAGGAGGAGGAGGGGCGGCAGCAGACACACAGCACCUCCUGUCACCCAGGAAGUCCAGGCCACUGCUGCAGGGAGGGAGGAGGGGCGUAUAUCUGUUGCCACGACAACAGAGAGGGAGUUAUGUGUUGCAGGAAGAGCAGCAGCAGGAGGAGCACAGGAUGGGGGGAUGUCGAGGGAGCGUACAGUGGAGGUAUAUCAGGUGGCACAGGAAGAAGAGGAAGUGGUUGCGGCAGCGGCGGCGGCGGCAGGUUUGGCUCUGGAGCACUGCAGUGAGGAGCACAACUACUCCCUGAGCCAGGGAGGGGAGCUGGGAGCAGGGCCCGGUCACAACUCUCAGACAGAGGAGGUGCGAGUGGGGGAGACGCAGCAGGAGGCGCUGGGCCGGGAGGAGAGCCAGGCCAAGGCUGAGCUAGAUCUGGAGGACGAGGAGCAGGAGGAAGAGGAGGAGGAGGAAGAAGAAGAAGAAGAAGAGGAAGAAGAAGAGGAAGAAGGAGAGGAAGGAACUGAGGAGACGGCGGUGGAAGCUGAACUCUCCAGCUCCUCAGAAACUGAAUGUGAGGUGGAGGCAGAGCCGGCCAGGCAGCCCGGCGGCGAGCGCCCGUCGAAGCGUCGCUGUUUCUGGGAGUACAGGCGCGCUCGCGAGUCGGCCACAAAGAAGAAGCUGGGCGGAGACGUCCACUGGUCUCUGUCCUGGAGCUCCAGCACUCUACCCAGCACACUGUACCGCAGAGAGGGCAAAAAAGGGCGCCGCAAAGCCCGCAAGACGGACGCCAGUGACCUGACGCCAAACCCGCAGAAGCUCCACAACAUCGGCGAGCAGCUGCAGAAGCUCAAUGCUGCCAUCGACGGCAUGGGCCCAGUCAAUGACCUACCUGCCGUGGCCCGCGCCCGGUCCCGUAAGGAGAAGAACAAGCUGGCCUCCAGGGCCUGCCGGCUUAAGAAGAAGGCCCAGCACGAAGCCAACAAGAUCAAGCUGUGGGGGCUCAACCAGGAGUAUGAGAACCUGCUGGGGGCUUUGCUGCGGAUCAAGGAGGUGAUCAGACGGCGAGUGGAGAGCAGCGAGGAAGAGGACACGGACGAGCGAGGGAUGACCCAGCGCCUGGAAGACAUCCUCCGAGAGUCCAGUGGUCCUUUAGUUGCCGGGCGGACCAAAGACUUUGUGCAGAGGAUUCUGGCGGCCAGCGCGGGCAGUCAGAACCAGCGCAAAGAGCCCCCGCAGGAAGGAGACGAGACAGCGGGGUAAACCCACCCAGCGCUCCCCCUCCUCCCUCCUCCCUCCUCCCUCCUCCUUCCACCACCCUCUCCUCGCCCAGCACCACCAACCAACCUGACAUGACCAAGCUUCUCUUCACCACCUCCACUCUCACGGUGUAAAAGUAAGAGCAAAGAGGUGAAGCAGAGGCAGAGAGGCUGGGAAAAUAGAAGAUGAGGAGGAGGAGGAGGAAGGAGUAGCCUAAACAAAAUGGGAGUAAAUUGCCACCCUGCUCCCAGUCCUCUCCUGUUGGCCCUCCAAACAGCAGCCGCCUUCACCGCUCAGUCUCUGCAGGCUGCACCACAACCACCACCAGACCAGAGCUGCUGCUGCCGCUGCUGACGUCUCUGUAUUCUGUGUUCUGUCUGUGUGUGUGUGUGUAUGGUGUGUGUGUGUGUGUGUAUGUGUGCGUGUGUGUUGGACAUGUAACAUACUGUAUGAAUGUGUAUAGUGUUCCUCUCUCCCUCUGUGUGCUGUAUUUGUACCCCAUUGUGCCUAUGAAUAGACAUUGCACUGUUUUGUAGAUGGUUGUAGUUGUCGGCAGGGGACCGGUAGUGAGCCGAGGGCGAGGGGGCAUUUGAGGAUAGAGGAAGUGCUAAAAUAAGGAAGUGGGAGGAGCCCAGGCCUGGAAAACAAAGAAGCGUGUGUGUUGUUUUUUUUUUGUUUUUUUUUUUGUGACUGGGCUCCUAUAGAAACACUGCAUACCAUUCGGAUUGCAUCGGCAUCUAAAAUGUCAGCAAGUGUUGUGAUACACAACAAGUGAUGGAGUCCUGAUGCCAGACCAGCUGUUAACAAACAGCAAACAGCAGCGUGUUUGUUGUGGAAAAGUUCUUGGAGCUUUAAUACCACCACCCCCACAACCCCACCCCCCCCACCCCUCCCUCUUUAACACCCCUUCACCCCAUCAAAAUGUAAGCAAAGUUAAAAACGAAAGAGAAAACUGCACCUUAAUCCAAACUGACCAAAGAUAAACUGAAACUGUUGAACCACUCAGAUGCUGCCAACCAUUACCACAUCAUGAUAUUUUAAAAAGUGACGGAUACACUAAGUGAAAUAUUGUUGAUUGCUGUCACGUUUACCUGCAUGCAUCCUCAAAGGAUGACGUCACUUCACCUAAAUGCACUACCAUCAUGGAUCUGAGGGACCAUGGUGUGACAGACAGGAAACUGACUGGCAGGUGGUCGUUUGUUCAUCCUUGUAGCUCUGCAGCCUGGUGCUCCUUUAGCUUAUCUGCAGUGGCUUUAUUUUUACCCACAAAAGGGAAGUGUCCUCAAUGCCUUCCCCAAGCCCUCUCCUCAGCCCCUGACCUGAUUAUGUAGCGCACCUUCCUGAAUUGCAAUGACAAAUAGAGAAAAACACUUGUAGAUCUAGAAAGCAAAUAAGUUUAAUUUGUUUUUGUUUUUGUUUAUUAUGGUUUUGUUGUUAUUUGGCAAUGCCGCAGCCCACGAAGUGGGUGCGAGUCUUGAGAGUUGAAAUCUGCCUUUUCUUCUGUGGUCUUUGCUGAAGCUGUAGACCAACCUGUCCAAGGUCUCUAAAUGUUGUUGGACAUAAAAUGUCAAGGACCCUUUGAAUUGCACUGUGGUAAGAGCAACCAAGCACCUUUUGAAGAGGGCUUCAGAUCCUCCAAAAGAGAGAAAAAAAAAAAAAAAAGACUCUUGGCACCUUUUUCUAAAGACAGACACUGAUGGAGAAAGUAGUGGGCGCCCAGCGCUUUGUGACCGUCUGGUGGUCUUGGUUAGUUUCAGUAUGGUGCUAGUGUUUGAUGACAGAAUAAAAAAAGCAAUGCAAACCUGAGCGGAGGCAUCAGGCAGUGACUGCUGACUGGGUUUUGGCCUGUGAGCACAUAUUGUUGUAAUAGGCAGUUUGUUUGCAUAAUGACGCCUUUCUGAAGUGCCUGGAGCUUAAAGCCACAGGGACCUGUGUUAUUAUGCCUGAUCUUAGACCCUAUUACAAGGUAAAACGUAACCCAUGACUACUGCUCAGAGCUUGGCCUCACUUGACUUUACUUUAAAAAAAAAAAAAAAAAGAAAAAAGAAAAAAAGACCUGCGGGCUUGUGUAGGAUCCUUUUACAUACUCAGCCAAAAAACGUCAACCAAAAUAUUUUCCUUUCAGUUAAAAACCUGUACAUGGAAACAGUAGCUGGCACCGGUUUCUGUGAACAUCAACUCUGGGAAAUAUAAGGAGAGAAGUGGCUGUUAGCUAAGCAAUCCCCUUUGUUUUUCAACCUUGACAAGCUCCCGCCUGGGCUGCGUUCCAAAGCUGCUGCUCUAUAAGACUGUUCCCCUCCUAUGGAAACUCCGUUUCCUGUCUCGGUCAGGAGAGGAGCCGUUAUCCUUAAACUCUGCUCCUCCUCGAUGUCUCGGAUACAAAAGUUCAGGGUAGUUCAGUGUCGCUCCUGUUUUGGUUUCUGUAUCCUCUUACUUCUGAGAAAUGUUACUCACAGUCACGUGAAUAUAGAACUGUACUGUAAACAGAGGAUUCCUGUUGUUGAGCCGGGAAAGUUCUGCUGCUGGCGAACGGAGCUCUUAGGCUCUGAUGCCAAAGACUGACAGUCUGUGGCUUUGCGAGAAAAGACGCAGCAGCAGGAGCCUCUGUUGUCGCUUCUUAAACAUCACCACAGAAACCUGCUCUGGUUUUUGUGUGAUUAUUUUACGGUAAUAAAAAAAAAAAGAGAGACAGAUGAGUCCAGCAUUGAGGCCAGUAGAAGAAACCUCUCGGCGUGUUUGGUGAAAGGUGCAUUCCUCUCUCUUCCCACUUUCUGUCAGGCCUUGGGAAGCUGGCGCCGCUGCCAGCGGAGUCACAGGACCUCAGGCUGGCAGCAGCUUCCUUCACGUGCCCUCAUGCAACAUGCAAACAGCAGACAACAAGCGUACAGAUGCCUGGAGUUUAACAUGCUGCACAGCCCAUCUGUCACGUCGGAGGAGGUCGAGGUCUUUGGGUUUAAGAGAGAUUCCACGUUGAAUGCAUAAGUGUGUCCUGAUGUUUUCCUUCCUCCAAACUGGUGUUAUGUAACACACAAAACACCAUCUGCUGUGUACAUCCAUCUAUAUGCCAAAAACUGAACCGAAGAGAAAACUGUUGUAGCACAGCGACUUCCUGCCACACAGCCAAACAAUGAACGAGACCUGACGUCAGAUUUUUACGCCACCAGCGAACUCGGAUCAGGGCUUUGAUUGAUACUCCAGCGUUUCGUCCCUUAGAGAAAAAAAAGACAUUUAGACAUUUCUGUGUUAUGGUAUAUCCCUUUAAGUGUGAAGCUUUAAUGGGGAGGGGCCAUUCUUGGCAAGGCCACUUGUCUCGGCUCACAUUCCUGAUUCAGUUUCCCAGAAAGCCUGUGUUUAUGUGUACCUGGAAGCAGGAGGCCGAUAUUUCAGGGGGGAAACUUGAAUGACCCAAAGAUGUCCGCCGUUUGGUCACGUUUCUGUGUCCGUCCUCAUGACAGGCAUGACCUGCUGAGCUCAGCCCGGGUCAACCCGACGAAUACAUGAGUCUCAGCUUACAGAUUCAGACGACUUUGGCCUAAUAUGGACAAUGACUUUGCAAAAACUGGACGAUUCUUAUCUGAGUUACUUCCUCAUUGGGUGUCACCAUCUGCCAGAGACAGGGAGAAGUAAACAGUCCUGAAACUUUGUCUGUUGCUGAUGUGCUCUUUUCUUUCCUCAGAGAGAGAGAGAGAGAGUUUCGGGAAGGAGAAAGUUUCUCUGUCCUCACAGCGAAAGUUGGAUCCACCUCAGCUCGUUGCGAGGCGACCGUGAUAGUUUCAAACCCCCUAAGAGCCCACUCGGUGUCAGAUGUAUACAGGCAGAGCAGAUUUCGCUCAGAUGGAUUGUGUUUAAGUGGAGCUGCUACUGAAUAAAUCUGUUUUUAAUGCAUUAACUCGAGCCUUGUAACAUUUAGCUGUGGCCCUUAAGGCUCUGUUCUGCUGCUUCCCCAUAUUUAAAGGACCUUUCUUUUGUGAUUGGCGGCUCCAGUGUCCGCUGGGAGAAGCUGUGUCGCGCUCUGGUUCUGUUGCCAGUGUGAACAGAGCAUCCCGCUCCCGGCUCUUUUGUCCCCGGCGUUAUCUUUUUGCACUGGUUCUAGUUUGUGGCUUUGGAGAUUGAAACUUGUGAAUGUAUCUCGGUGCCUGUGUGAAUUGACAAUUGACUCCAAUUUAGUAUUUAAUAAUGAUGCACUUGUUGAUGAAUCUACACAACUGAGGAUAUUUAGUUACAAAAUAAUGAAAACACAUCGUGCUGCCUGCAGUAAUUAAAAGUUUCUGUUAGCAGACCAGUAAUAUCUGUAGCUUAUAUUGGAGAAAUAUGGCUGCUGGAGGACAUAGUGCCUGGAGACGCACUGCUUUGAAAUGCCUCCAGUGGACAUUUAAAGUGCAACAAAGACACAAGUCGUUUAACAAGCUAAGCUAUCAGUAGUAGUAAUAUUGGGUGUUUGCAGCUUGUGUCUGCUGCCUGUCUACAUCAUUGUAAACUGAACAGCUUUGGGUUUUUCAAAUUUUUGUCAGGAAAAAUCAAGCACUUUGAAACCCGGAGCCUGUGAUGGGCAUUUGUCACCAACUUUUCUGACAUUUUAGAGACUGAUUGAUUAAUUGAUCGAUGAAUACACUGCAAAAAUGAUCAUUAUUUGCAGCUUGAAAGGUUUCGGGUUGGACAGCUGCCUGUGUUAAAUUCUGCCUCGCUCGGAGGUGUUUCUCUACGUUGGUGUUGACGUGCUUUGAUUAAGACGUUCGGAUUCUUAAAAAUCCUCCCUGCUUGAAAAACACUAACCUGAGUCCAGGUAGACACAUGUAAGAGUUGUGUCAGACUUAGGAGGACAGGCAGAAAGCGUUUGCCUCCCUCCGUCACCAGCUGUCAUGUGACCGCAGUGGGUUUUUGGACCGGGCGUUGAGGUGGGCUGAAUAGGCCCAUCAGUAAGCCUACACUGGUGGGACGCUGCUGACCUCCAGCUGCCCGUCCCCACUCCGCUCCGGCGCUCACAUUGUCGGAGACACUCGGGCUUCUCCGGUUUCAAAGGCGAUGGGCCUCCAGGCAGAGGAGGCCAGGGGAAACCGCACUUAGCUGGGGCCUCGGAGAAGUUUAUCCAAAACCUUUUAAUCCCCUCCACCACCUCCGCCUCCGCCCCCCUGUCACACUCUGACAGCUGCAGAGGAGGCCUUCAGUCGAAUGGCUGCCGCCCACUGUGACGCCCUAGCAUUUUGAUGCCCCUGUCUUCUUUGUCAUUGACCUGGAAACCUCCAUCUGGGAGGGAGCCAGAUGGGGGAAGGUGUUAGUUUAGACCUGCGGGUCCACAUAAGUGAAGCUGAGAGGUGGAGGAAGCUGGAUGAGGCUAUCUCCAGUGUGUGCCUCUGAUGUCUUAUCAUUACAUUCAAGUCUCUGAGCUGAGCAUCUGUUUUUAUGAAGCAUAAAUCUCUGGCCGUCUUUCAACAACCCAGAAGGCUGUUUGAAAGCCCUGAAACCCAUUUCCUUCAUCAGCGUAUUACUGUGAGUGAUGAGAUCCUACAUGUGCACACAAUUUUCUGCCCGAGUUAAAACACUUUGGGUUAUUUUAAAUGAGACAUUUCUGAAUUUGUGUUUUUCUCUCUCUGCUUUUCUCACUGGUUUAAAGUGAACUUUGCGAUGACAGUUCUUUGGUUUGUUUAGCCACUGUCAAUCAAAUCUGAUCAAACCACACCCCCCUCAGUCCUGACAGAGCAGAUUAACUGAGCGAUAAACUCUACAGAAAUAACACUUAAGGAUGUUUAGUUUCAAAUUUUAACUUCAAUCGUUGCUUUUUUCGUCAUAAAUUUUUGACAGAGAAAUUUCAGGAGCCUUAACAACACGUAGCGCUGUUUUAAACAUGUUUCCAGAAUCUUUAAAGACUCUUUUGUCUUUGCGGAUAAAAAAAUAUAUAAAAUAAAAUAUUUAGAUAUUUAGCCAGUUUUCCAAAUUGUGAAUCCAUUCUUAAUCCAGAAACAGUAACUGUAGAUGACACAUCUACUUUCUGGUUUUGUAGCAUCGGUCAGAAGCUGGUUAGCUCAGCUCAGCAUUAAAACCAGGGGGAACCACUAACAUGGUUUACUCCAGAGGUCACACAGUCCACCUACCUGCACCUCCAUUAAACUCACUGAUUAACACAUCAUAUCUUCUGUUGUAUGUAUGUAUGUGUUUAAUCUGUACAGAUAAAGUGUGGAAAUGAAAACUGGUGCUUUGAUGGGAGGUUAGUCCUGACAGCCUGUGAGGGCUGUACACAGUGACAGCAUCCCACGGGUGAACGGUGGGUGGUGAAAGUUUAAAUGACCUCCUGAGUUUUUGAAAUAUCACCAGAGAUUGGAAACGCAGAUGCUCGGCUCCGUGUCCUAAAUGUAAGGCUGAUUUAUGAGAGGCGGCCGAGACUCACCCCGUGGCUUUAACCAAAACCAAGUCAGUCGUUUCUGUCGAGAUCAGAGAUCAGGCCGUGGACGUGAGCAGGACAAGGACAAAAACACUGUGUCUCACUAUAAAUGAAAUGAUUAAAAAAAAAAAAAGACUGAUCACGUCCCUGCUGGUUCUUAAAUCUGUCUGCAAACAUGCUGAACGAUGGGAGGAAAGGAAAAACCAAGAGACAAGAAACAUUCCACAAUGCCAUGUCAUAUACUGUACAGCAACCCUUACUCCUCCUCUUCUGUUCUCCUCCCCCUCCUCCCCCCUCUGUCUGUCUUUCAGUAACCCAGUAAUCACAGUACUACAGUAA